Trichomycterus rosablanca is the source of this 3007-nucleotide messenger RNA. It is a transcript of the gene lin54, whose product is annotated as lin-54 DREAM MuvB core complex component. Gene Ontology annotation, biological process: regulation of DNA-templated transcription. Lineage: Eukaryota; Metazoa; Chordata; Actinopteri; Siluriformes; Trichomycteridae. Gene Ontology annotation, cellular component: nucleus. The record is from RefSeq and is a predicted model, not a curated record. The coding region runs from base 165 to 2573 and encodes 802 amino acids. The transcript has 14 exons.
UCGGCGCGGUAUUUUAAACAAUCCUAUCGUUUCGCCAGCCAAUCCAAAAUGAUGCAACAUCGAGUCGGACUAAUCCGUACAUGACUGAAGCAGAGAAGUCAAAGAUUUCCAGAAUACACUCGUGACAGAGAUUUCGGCAAAGUUGACUGAGUGAAUGUAAAAGAAUGGACGUGGUGUCGCCUGAGGUGAACAGCAUCCUCCCUGAUGAGAUUAUGGACUCUGAGGCCAUGGAGGAGGACCCCCCUGUCGAGACCGGAGUGCCAUCCACCCCCUCGGAGCCCGAACUGGCUCAGGUUCCUAUGGAGACAGAGGUACCUGAAAUAGUCACCUUGUGUCCUGCUGCCACGCCGACUCAGAAGACGGAAGCUAUGACCACCUUAACUACCACAAACUCCACUCUGUGUAGUAUCAGCUCCGGAAAACAGCUUCUCAUGACAUCAUCUUCUUCUGCUAGCCUAAGGACCACUACCACUAUUAACAGCACUCAGCCCAGCAGUCCAUUGGUGGGCCAGAGUGUCACCAAGCUUUUAGGCUCGUUAACGCCCACAGUCAACCACCAGAUCAUUAUAAACAAAGUGACUGCAGAUGGAAAGUCUCCGGGCACUGCAGUGCUGAAACCAGAAGGUCAGAAACUACUGGUCACUGGUUUAAGUAAAACGGGGCAGCCAAUAGUGUUGGCUUUGCCAAACACAUGGAGCAAGCCAGCCACAUCUCAGGGGGCAGCAGGCGACAACAAGGCUCAGCCAACACAGUUUAAGGUGGUGACUGCAGGGACAAGGACGGAGCUGAAGCCUGUGAUUGGGGUACAGGCUGUAAGCUCUGCCAGCCAGCUGUUGGGUUCUUCCUCUCUGCUGCAGGGCCAGCAGCUCAAGACUGUACAGAUUACAAAAAAGACUCCAGUUUCCACAGCGGGGCCAAUGAUAACGAAGCUGAUCAUUACGAAAGCUCUUAACAACAAGGGAUUGGCGAGCCAAGCCACCGUUACUCCUGUUCUUACAGGGCGGGUCCUUACCCAGAGUACUCCAGUAACCCCACCACGCACCAUCACAAUUGGAGAGACCAUCAACACAACACCACAAAGCAUCUCCAGCAGUAGUAACAGCAAAGUAGCCAUUUCUCCUCUCAAAUCACCCUGCAAGAUCACAGUCACAGGGCCACUUCCCAGCUCUCCCAAAAAGCCUGUGACUAUUCCACUGAAUGUAGCUCUGGGCCAGCAAAUCCUCACUGUGCAGCAGUCUUCAUCAACCUCUCCAGCUAAAGCAGGAACUAGCCAGCCCAUGGCACAGGCAGUAAAACCAGUGCAGACAGUGACUGUGGGUGGGGUCAGCACCUCUCAGUUUAAGCCCAUCAUCCCUUUUACCACACCCCCUAACGUUCAGCAAAUCCAGGUACCCGGCAGCCGCUUCCAUUACGUGCGCCUAGUCACAGCUACCACUGGGAGCACUGCACAGACGGGUAGCCCGAGCACUACCACCAACCCGUCCAUUCAAACUGCCAAACCCAUGGUAAUGAACACUGGUGCAGUUCGGAUGUCUGUUCCUAUAAUCCCAGCACAGACAGUCAAACAGGUGGUGCCCAAGUCCAUAACCUCAUCAGCCCAGGUGAUGACCACCAGUCAGACUCAGCAGCGACUCAUCAUGCCGGCCACUACACUGCCUCAGAUCCAGCCCAACCUGACCAGCCUGCCCCCGGGCACUGUGCUUACGCCUGCUCCGGGCUCUGGAAAUAUGGGCUAUGCUGUGCUGCCUGCACAAUAUGUUACACAGAUUCCGCAGUCUGCAUUUGUGACCUUGGCCAGCUCCUCCAGUUUCUCUACAUCCACAACCAUUCAGACCCAAGCCAGGCUUCCACUUAAUGGUUUAUCAUCUUCAGAGACGACCUCAAGACCACGGAAGCCUUGCAACUGCACCAAGUCACAGUGCCUUAAACUGUAUUGUGACUGCUUUGCCAAUGGGGAGUUUUGUAACAACUGCAAUUGCAUCAAUUGCUUCAACAACCUUGACCAUGAGAGUGAGCGGCUUAAAGCGAUUAAGGCUUGUCUGGACAGAAACCCAGUGGCAUUCAAACCCAAGAUUGGAAAAGGAAAAGAAGGUGAAUCAGAACGAAGACACAGCAAAGGCUGCAACUGUAAAAAGUCGGGCUGUCUGAAGAACUACUGCGAGUGUUAUGAGGCUAAAAUUAUGUGCUCAUCGAUCUGUAAGUGUGUGGGCUGUAAAAACUUCGAAGAAAGUCCAGAGAGAAAGACUCUGAUGCAUUUGGCUGAUGCUGCAGAAGUUCGUGUACAGCAGCAGACUGCUGCAAAAACAAAACUGUCCUCACAGAUCUCAGAUCUGCUCACCAGAACCACACCAGCCAUCAGCAGUGGAGGGGGAAAACUGCCAUACACGUUCGUAACGAAGGAGGUUGCCGAAGUGACGUGUGAAUGCCUGCUCGAGCAGGCGGAGAGGUCUGAGCGCUACAGCACGCCAGCAGUCUUGGCUGAGAAGAUGAUUCUGGAGGAGUUUGGUCGUUGCUUGCGCAGAAUUAUCAGCUCCGCUGCCAAAGCAAAGACGGACUGCUCUGUCAACUGCUAGACUCUCCCAGACUGCACAGGGGGCCGGAACGCAGCUCCACUGUUAGUUUGAUUGGACAGACUGAGCAGAUCGGAGCUUUGACUCUGCGAGGCUGAGAAGGAGAAGCAUCUAUGCAGAUCCUGAAGGAGCUCCUGCAGAGGGACUACGCUGGGCGCAGAGGAAACCACUCUGGCAUAGAUAUUCUUCUAUAGACUUCUUAAAGCCUGCGUGGAGAGGAAAACUGACUGGAUCAGAGGAGCUGUACAUAUGCUAUACAGACAUGCAGCACACAUAAGGACUCUGUUUCCUAUUAGCUCCUUCUGCAUCCUGUGUGUGCACUGGUGCAUGCUUGUACAGGUUUUUCAUUUGGAGGGAAUUUGAUUUUAGUAAUUUUUUAUGGUAGCUAUAUUGUUUCUUCUCUCAGCACAAACUUGGCCUUCACCUUUUAAAAUCUG